Phoenix dactylifera (date palm) is the source of this 3421-nucleotide messenger RNA. Its product is annotated as kinesin-like protein KIN-7F. Gene Ontology annotation, molecular function: microtubule binding; ATP binding; microtubule motor activity. Lineage: Eukaryota; Viridiplantae; Streptophyta; Magnoliopsida; Arecales; Arecaceae. The record is from RefSeq and is a predicted model, not a curated record. Gene Ontology annotation, biological process: microtubule-based movement.
CUCCUCCUAUUCUAUUUGUUCCUGGUCGGUUCCUCCGUUCCAUUUGUCUCACUGAAGCAGAGCCUGGUAAAGCUCAAUGUGAUGAUUUGGGUCCACGGAAUGAUCGGUCCAUAACUACCGGGCGCGGCUCCGUCGAAUGCUGUCCCGUAGCAUCGCCCAACGACUGCCGCUCCACCUAAAACAGCAACUCCCCAGCAGUCCUCUUCUCUCUUCUCAUUUAAUUCGUGGAGGCAUGUGAAGGAAAGAGAGUGUAGUCUCAAUGGGGGCGGUCGGCGGCGAUGAGUUGGCGCGGCUGGAGGGGUUGGAGGCGGCGGCGGAGGCAGGCGGCGGCCCCGGCGGCGGCGGCGGAGGUGGGUUCGGGAAGGUGGAGAGGAUAUUGGUGUCGGUGAGGCUGAGGCCGCUGAGUGAGAGGGAGAUCGCGAGGAAAGAUCCCUGCGAUUGGGAAUGCAUCAACGACACCACCAUUAUUUUCAGGAGCAGCGUCCCGGAACGGGCCAUGUUCCCAACUGCCUACACAUUUGACAGAGUAUUUUGGUGCGAUUGCGCCACAAGACAAGUGUACGAGGAUGGAGCUAAAGAAGUUGCUCUUUCAGUUGUUAGUGGUAUAAAUUCUAGUAUUUUUGCAUAUGGGCAAACAAGCAGUGGAAAAACAUAUACAAUGUCUGGAAUAACUGAAUACACUGUCGCUGAUAUAUAUGACUACAUACGUAGGCAUGAGGAGAGAGCGUUCGUCCUGAAGUUCUCAGCAAUGGAGAUAUACAAUGAAGCCGUAAAGGAUCUCCUCAGCACAGACAGCACUCCCCUUAGACUUUUAGAUGAUCCAGAGAAAGGAACUAUAGUGGAGAAACUUACGGAGGAAGUCUUGAGGGACUGGAACCAUCUUAAGGAGCUCAUUUCUGUAUGCGAAGCUCAAAGAAAGAUAGGCGAGACCUCCCUAAAUGAAACAAGCUCGCGAUCCCAUCAAAUACUCAGACUGACCAUUGAAAGUUCUGCUCGUGAGUUUUUGGGAAAAGAGACCUCAAGCACACUCGUGGCCAGUGUGAAUUUCGUCGAUCUGGCAGGGAGUGAACGUGCAUCUCAAGCUUUAUCUGCUGGUGCAAGACUAAAAGAAGGUUGCCACAUAAACCGAAGUUUACUUACCCUGGGGACUGUUAUUCGUAAGCUAAGCAAGGGAAGAAAUGGGCACAUUCCAUAUCGAGAUUCAAAGCUGACUCGCAUACUAACCUUCCUUGGGAGGGAAUGCAAGAACUGCAAUUAUUUGCACAAUGAGCCCUGCACGAAGCCAUAUGAGCAAUCCAGGAAUACCCUUCUAUUUGCAAGCUGUGCGAGAGAAGUGGUUACCAGUGCACAGGUCAAUGUAGUGAUGUCUGAUAAGGCAUUGGUCAAGCAUUUGCAAAAAGAGCUUGCUAAAUUGGAGAGCGCAUUGAAAUAUCCAGGAUCAUCUUCCAGUAUUGAAUCAGUAUUAAAGGAGAAAGAUGCUCAAAUUAAAAAGAUGGAGAAAGAAAUAAGGGAACUGAUCCUGCAAAAAGAUCUAGCUCAAACUCGGCUAGAGGAUUUGCUCCAAGCUGUUGGGGAUGGUCGUGCUUCAACACGAUGGGAGGAGUCCAGCCAAACUUCGAUGUCCCAGUUACCUUAUGCAUGUGAGGAUGUACUUUCGGCAUCAGAGUCAUCAGAUGUUGCGGAUCAUGGUGUAAAUUUUGGCUCAGCAGAGUUGGGUACAUUAGAAAAUGAACAUUAUCUAUGUCAUGCUAAAAAACAAAACCAGGACGUUGCGUCACCUAGGCACCUAAUAACCAGUCCUGUUAUUGGACCAAUACUGCAUAAGGAUAGACCUGAGGUUGCUCAGAACCCUUGGGAAGAUUCUGAGGAUAUAUGCAAGGAGGUCCGCUGUAUUGAGAUGAAUGAGAAAAGCAGAAAUGGAGAUUCAGAAUCAUUAUUAACUGAAGAAAACAAAAAUCUGCUGCACCUGAGUAUAGAUUCUUUCAGACACGGAGGUCAAGAACCAAAACCAACAGGGCAGAUGGACUUUGAAACUCUUAGUACAAAUCCUCUCACCUUAGAGCAGCAUCUGCAGAAUGUGAGAAAGACACUUAACAGUAUUGUCAAAGCAUAUCCUGAAGGAUCAUCUCCAUGGUCGGCAGCACGGUCGGCAGCACGAGACAUAUCAAACUUUAGAGGCUUGGCACUGUACAGAAGUAAAAGUUGUAGGGAAACUCUGAUGAGCUCUUCUUCUUGGUUCCAGGAGGUAGAGCAGAAUGAUAGCACGCCUCCUGACAGAUCUUUAAAAGAUUUUCCUGGAAGGCCUGAAGGGUUUCAAAGAAGACAGAUUGCAUUAAAUUUUGAUGCUGAAAUGGAAAUACUUGCAAGAGAUGGAUCUCAGGCUUCUGGACAUAUUGCUCUUGAAGACCAGAGUGUUAAGACUGAUGCUGAAGGGAACAUCAUCAGCAUCCAUGAUUUUGUUGCAGAACUUAAGGAGAUGGCUCAAGUUCAGCAUCAGAAAAAACUCGCUGUGGGUCAGGAGAUGGAACAGAAUGCUAAUGAAGACUUUGGAGUUGAGGGAACUGUAAAGAGUGUAGGCUUGGAUCCAAUUUUAGACCCCUUGCAAUCUCCUUCAAGAUGGCCACUGGAAUUUGAGAGAAAGCAACAAGAAAUUAUUGAGCUUUGGCAUACAUGUGAUGUCUCCUUAGUCCACAGGACUUAUUUUUUCCUUCUCUUCAAAGGCGAUCCCACAGAUUCUAUUUAUAUGGAAGUGGAGUUCAGGAGGUUAUCCUUUCUAAAGAGCGCUUUCUCCCGGGAAGAUAUUGAUAAAGCUGCAGGUGGCGGUCAGAAUAUUACUCCGUCAUUGAGUAUGAAGAAGCUUCGGCGUGAAAGGGAAAUGCUCUGCAGGCAGAUGCAGAAGAGGCUUUCAGCGGAAGAAAGGGAGAGCCUCUACACCAAAUGGGGGAUUGCAUUAGACUCCAAACAGAGGAGACUACAGCUUGCUCGGCGCCUUUGGACUGAAACUGGAAAUCUGGAACACGUUAGAGAGAGUGCAUCUCUCGUCGCAAGGCUGAUAGGACUCCUAGAACCAGGGCAGGCGCUUAAGGAGAUGUUUGGGCUUAGCUUCACACCCCAACAAUUUCAUCGGAGGUCAUACCGCUGGAAACGCGGAAUGUCUUCUCUCAAAAUGGGCAACACGUGAAAAUUGUCUCAACUUGCCAAUUAAGCUCCAUCGUUCAUGCGUUGAGGUCAAUUAAACUGUUUCUUAUUGUAAUUCUUUUGUUCUGAUUGAAAUGUAGACAGGUUUGUAAAUCAAGUGGGAUUAACCGCAUGAUAUUGUGGAUUGCUGCUGCCUUCCAAUUGUUGCUCAUUCUUUUGUUGACAGUAGCAUGUUAGUGAUGGUGUGGAUAUACAAGUAAAAACGCUUACAUCUUUCAGUUUA